AUGCACUCUUCUUGCUACAAUAAUGUUCAAGAGUGUACCCUUGGCAAUAAGGCAUAUUUUACUGCCAUACUCCAGAAAACAAAAAAUGCUGCCAACGUAGGAGACUGGGGAGAUAGCUCAUCAGUCGUUGGCCUUAGUUCCACCAAAUACUUACAAGCCAGCUGCCAAGGCACUGUAGGACAGUCAGUGUGCUGGGAACAAACUCCUCCUAUUCACACUUCUGAUGGAGGUGGGCCUCAAGAUAUCAUAAGAGAACUCACUGUCCAGAACCAAAUAGAACAGCUCAUUGAAAAUCAAUUCCCUAAACUCACCCAUCACCCUCUGGCUCUUCCCAAGUCGCGAGGAAUAGAUCUAGAUACCCAAACGACAGACAUUUUGACAGCCACCCAUCGGGCACUAAAUAUUUCCAACCCUACACUAGCCCAAGAUUGCUGGUUAUGCUUAAGCCAAGGCCCCCCCAUGCCUCUAGCUGUCCCCACCAACAUAUCAGCCCUGAAUAUCACCGAACAAAAUUGCACCCUCAGCAUACCCUUUAGAGUUCAGCCUAUGCUUUUUUACUCCUCCCCCUGCAUCUAUAAGAAAUUACAAAAUAAUUCUUUUGAUAUUUCUGUUGGUUUCGCUAGCUUUACCAAUUGUAGCCACACGCUUAAUUACAGCACAUCCCUCUGCCCUGGUCCAGGACGAGCAUUCGUUUGUGGUAAUAAUCUAGCUUUCACCGCCCUGCCCGCCAAUUGGACAGGGCUAUGUGCCCUAGCUGCCUUACUACCUGACAUAGACAUUAUCCCAGGGGAUGAACCCGUCCCCGUUCCUGCUUUUGACCACUUCGCAGGACGACACAAAAGAGCCUUAGCUAUUAUUCCCCUGCUUGUUGGUCUAGGAGUUUCUGGAGCGGUAGCUACCGGAACUGCAGGAUUAGGAGUUGCAGUUCACUCCUAUACAAAACUUUCCAAACAACUUGUCGAUGAUGUCCAAGCCUUAUCCAGUACUAUUACUGACAUUCAAGACCAACUAGACUCCCUAGCGGAGGUAGUCCUCCAGAAUAGACGAGGCCUAGACUUACUCACAGCAGAGCAGGGAGGCAUUUGUUUAGCUUUACAGGAACGAUGCUGCUUUUAUGCCAACAAGUCAGGCAUCGUCCGGGACAAGAUCAAAACCCUUCAAGAAGAUCUGGAAAGACGACGAAAAGCUCUGACUGAGAGCCCUUUCCUUACAGCCUUCAACGGACUACUCCCCUUUCUUCUCCCUCUCCUCGGGCCUUUAAUAGCUAUCAUUCUCUUCCUGACCUUUGCUCCCUGGGUUCUCAGGCGCACCACAAACCUCAUCCGAGACCAACUUAACUCCCUUCUUGGCAAAUCUAUCCAGAUACAUUAUCAUCAGCUAGAAAUGAAUGAACCUGGCACUGACUCGCAGCGUUUUCUCCAAGAAUGUCCUCGCGCAUAA
Phyllostomus hastatus (greater spear-nosed bat) is the source of this 1440-nucleotide messenger RNA. Its product is annotated as syncytin-1-like. NCBI's taxonomy places the organism in Eukaryota, Metazoa, Chordata, Mammalia, Chiroptera, Phyllostomidae. The record is from RefSeq and is a predicted model, not a curated record.